CAUCAGCUCAUCAUAUAUUCCAAUUUUUUUUCCAUCUCAUCUUUAAUAUACACAUAAAUAAAAAACAAAAAGAUAAAUUCAUAUAUACUUAGUGGGUACUUCUAAUACUUCAUCUCUUAAUGGUCGUUUUUGGGAAGAAGUUUACAGGUUCGAUCAAUUUCAUUGCUCAAUAGUUGGGUUGAAUUAAGUUGGGAAAGCGGAAGCCAAAGAUGGAGUACAGCUCAUGUAACAGGAACUAAGUAAGAAUACAUUGAGUAUGAUGAUGAUGAUGAAUUUUGGUAUAUGCAAUAUCAUUUCGAGUAAGGGCAUGUGAUGGUAAAUAUGAUGGAAUCUUCCUCACGCUAAGUUUCCCUUUCCUUUACAAAACUUUCACUAUUUAUUCCCUCCCCUUUCUAUUCUCCGCCGCUCACUCUCAUUUUCUCACUCCCUACUCUCCACUCUACCCAUCAUUCUUCAUCCUACUUGACCCGAACCCGACCUGAAAUGGAUCUAAAGGCCACGCUUCUGCUUGGCCUUAUCUGCAUUACAGUUGCAACCGUUGGUGGUCAAUCUCCCGCCGCAUCUCCCACCCAAUCACCACCCGCCACGUCACAACCACCUCCUUCUACUCAACCACCACCAGCUGCAACUCCUCCAACCCAAACUACCACCUCUCCUCCACCCGCCACCACCACUUCUCCACCUCCUUCAACCACUCAAAGUCCACCACCUGUCCAAGCUCAGAGUCCGCCACCUGUCCAAUCUCAAUCUCCUCCACCAGUUUCCACCCCACCACCAGUAUCUUCACCACCACCAGUUUCUACUCCUCCGCCAGUAGCAACACCACCACCAGCAAGCCCACCACCACCCGUAUCAACACCCCCACCAGCAAGUCCUCCGCCAGUUGCGACCCCACCACCAGCUACUCCUCCACCAGUUCAAGCACCACCUCCAGCAACAACACCACCAGCUGUGACACCAGUUGCCGCUCCAGUCAUUGCUCCGGUGGCUUCUGCUCCAACGCCAUCUUUGCUAUCUCCACCUUCACCGCCUAGUGAAGCUCCUGGACCUAGUGGAAGUGAAGCUCUUUCCCCUGGGCCAGUUAGCCCUCAGGAUCAGAAUGGAGUAGAAAAGAUGUGGUCCAUGUCAAAGUUUAUUGGAAGCUUAAUUUCUGGAAUUGCUCUAUUGGGUUUGCUAUUCUAAGAGAAAAUCAGCUGCUUUUGACGAUGUAGUUGAGAUAUUUUUAUGGCAAUAGUUACUAUUAUUGGAUAUGUCAUUUUGUGCCCUCCAUCUUGUAUUUUGGAUUAUAUACUUCUAUUAUUAUUACAUUCAGCUGGAUUCUUUUGUUUGUGAAAUUUUUAUGGGUUAUUAUUAUUAAUUAUUAUUAUUUUUUUUUCUUUUCUGGAUGGUCAUAGUAUCAUGUUGUAUCAUUGUAUGAGACGUUGAGAUUGUAUUUGUAAUUCAUUUAGCAUUUACCACUUUUUUCAAUUAAUAAUUAUCUAGCUGUUUUUUU
This is a messenger RNA of Amaranthus tricolor (Joseph's coat), 1492 nucleotides long. Its product is annotated as classical arabinogalactan protein 9. The coding region runs from base 484 to 1182 and encodes 232 amino acids. The record is from RefSeq and is a predicted model, not a curated record. Gene Ontology annotation, cellular component: plasma membrane. The transcript is spliced from 4 exons. Lineage: Eukaryota; Viridiplantae; Streptophyta; Magnoliopsida; Caryophyllales; Amaranthaceae.